CCACACUACCAAUGAGGAUUAUUUGACCACAAGAAUCAUAAAUACUGUGUGUCUCAAGCAUCUCUCUACCAUGUUAUCGGUUUUGUAUGUCCUGUUAUUGGUGAUCAUAAGCUUUGGUGUCUUCUUUGCAACGUGCUUAGUAAUUAAAGCAGCUUUGCGACUGUGGACGUGUACUCGGUCCAGGCGACAUCCACGUGACGAAGAAAUCCCUGAGCUGUAUGACGAGCGGACGUCCCUCAUCCCGCCUGCCUCUCCCACCAUCACCCUGGCGUCUGAAACGGACCCCCGACGUGGCUCCUCCUCCGCCUCCUCCACCUCGUCCUCGUACCACACCUUCACCAGGAGCCAAGAACAGACAAUCGUCGACGCCCUCUGCAGCGUCCAGGGCAUCCCCCUCCCAAUCAGUCCUCUUCCUCCGUCACCUAAAUGCGAGGAGGAUAAUGCGUCCUCGAAGUGGAGUUUCUGCGACUCCGCGAACUCGGACACGGAAGUGGAAUUCUACUCUCAUCCGGGAUCGUACAAGGAGCUCUCCACGUCGUCGGUAGAGAGGAGUAUGUGCUCCACGAUGGAGAUGUCCUUGAAAUCGGCGCUGGAUUCGUAGUUUCUGUUUUCCUUCCCUUUGUUGUUCUUUUUUCUUGAUUUUGUUAGUUCAAUAAAGAUUGUCUAUGGUAA
This is a messenger RNA of Penaeus monodon (black tiger shrimp), 672 nucleotides long. RefSeq lists its product as uncharacterized. The coding region runs from base 71 to 601 and encodes 176 amino acids. Lineage: Eukaryota; Metazoa; Arthropoda; Malacostraca; Decapoda; Penaeidae. The record is from RefSeq and is a predicted model, not a curated record. The transcript is spliced from 2 exons.